CGCGGAGGGCGAUAUGAGUCUGGUGGGGGGCUUCCCCCACCACCCGGUGGUGCACCAUGAGGGCUAUCCGUUCGCCGCCGCCGCCGCCGCCGCCGCUGCCGCCGCCGCCAGCCGCUGCAGCCACGAGGAGAACCCCUACUUCCAUGGCUGGCUCAUCGGCCACCCCGAGAUGUCGCCCCCCGACUAUAGCAUGGCCCUGUCCUACAGCCCCGAGUACGCCAGCGGCGCCGCCGGCCUGGACCACUCCCAUUACGGGGGGGUGCCGCCGGGCGCCGGGCCCCCGGGCCUAGGGGGGCCGCGCCCGGUGAAGCGCCGGGGCACUGCUAACCGCAAGGAGCGGCGCAGGACUCAGAGCAUCAACAGCGCCUUCGCCGAACUGCGCGAGUGUAUCCCCAACGUUCCCGCCGACACCAAACUCUCCAAGAUCAAGACGCUGCGCCUGGCCACCAGCUACAUCGCCUACCUCAUGGACCUGCUGGCCAAGGACGACCAGAAUGGCGAGGCGGAGGCCUUCAAGGCGGAGAUCAAGAAGACAGAUGUGAAAGAAGAGAAGAGGAAGAAGGAGCUGAAUGAAAUCUUGAAAAGCACAGUGAGCAGCAACGACAAGAAAACCAAAGGCCGGACGGGCUGGCCGCAGCACGUCUGGGCCCUGGAGCUCAAGCAGUGAGGAGGAGGAGGAGGAGGAGAGCGCGAGUGAGCCGGGGCCCAGGAGCCGGAAGCAGACCCAGGACUCCGGGCAAGCUCUCCACGCUCCGCUCUGAGGACUUCUUGCAUUUGGAAUCAUCCGGUUUAUUUAUGUGCAAUUUGCCUCCCCUCUCUUUGCCCCCCUUUGAGGCAUCCGCUCCCCACCUCCCCCUCCAAAAAAAAAAAAAAAGUGGAUAUUUGAAGAAAAGCAUUCCAUAUUUUAAUAUGAAGAGGACACUCCCGCGUGGUAAGGGAUCCCGUCGUCUCGUAGAUUUUCUGUGUGUGAAUGUUCCCUCAAGGCUGUGUAGACACCAGCGUUGCUCCCACCCCACUUACCCAACCCCUUCCAGAUAAAGACAGCAGACAAUAGUGUGUAUGUAAAGUGUAUCUUUAAUACUUGGCCUUUGGAUAUAAAUAUUCCUGGGGAUUAUAAAGUUUUAUUUCAAAGCAGAAAACGGGGCCGCUAACAUUUCAGUUGGGGUCGGUAUCUAGUGCUGUCUUUUCAUCUGUGGUCGUUCCCUAUUCGAAGAUGUUUCCAACAGCUACUUGUUUUGUGCACUUCCGUCCUCUAAAACUAAGUGGAAUUUAAUUAAUAUUGAAGGUGUAAACGUUGUAAGUAUUCAAUAAACCACUGUGUGUUUUUUUACAAAAACCCCAAUCUUUUAAUGGUUGAUACCUCAGAAGAGUUUUGAAAACAAAACUGUUAUACUUGUUUUCAUAAUAUUUAAAAUAUUCAGAAGUAAACUAAAUUAUCAUGA
Lynx canadensis (Canada lynx) is the source of this 1442-nucleotide messenger RNA. RefSeq names its product heart and neural crest derivatives expressed 2 (gene HAND2). Gene Ontology annotation, biological process: heart development; regulation of transcription by RNA polymerase II. NCBI's taxonomy places the organism in Eukaryota, Metazoa, Chordata, Mammalia, Carnivora, Felidae. The transcript is spliced from 2 exons. The record is from RefSeq and is a predicted model, not a curated record. Bases 14 to 667 code for a protein of 217 amino acids. Gene Ontology annotation, molecular function: RNA polymerase II transcription regulatory region sequence-specific DNA binding; DNA-binding transcription factor activity, RNA polymerase II-specific; protein dimerization activity.